This is a messenger RNA of Saccostrea echinata, 1795 nucleotides long. Its product is annotated as maltase A3-like. Bases 8 to 1795 code for a protein of 595 amino acids. The transcript has 10 exons. Lineage: Eukaryota; Metazoa; Mollusca; Bivalvia; Ostreida; Ostreidae. Gene Ontology annotation, biological process: carbohydrate metabolic process. The record is from RefSeq and is a predicted model, not a curated record.
UGCUAUAAUGUCGUCCAACAAAAAAUUCUGCGAGACCACUAAGUGUCUCUUGCUUAUUCUUGUAACUGUGGCAGCUGUGAUCGCUAUCAUUUGUGUGAUAACAUUCUCAGACGAAAAUUUGCGCGAGAAAAGGUACGAGAAGGCGGAUCUAAAGUGGUGGCAGACUAGCAUCGUGUACCAGAUUUAUCCUCGGUCGUUCCAGGAUUCUGAUGGAGACGGGACAGGGGAUCUUAGAGGAAUCAAGGAGCGCUUGGGCUACGUGUCGGGUCUAGGGGUCGGGGCUGUGUGGCUAAGUCCCAUCUUCAGGUCACCCAUGCGUGAUUUUGGAUACGAUGUUCAGAACUAUACAGAAGUGGAUCCUAUUUUCGGAAACAUGGCGGAUUUUGAUGACCUGAUGAAGGAAGCAAAGGCAAAAAAUUUGCGUGUAAUACUGGAUUUUGUCCCUAACCACACCAGUAACGAUAGUAAGUGGUUUUACCUCAGUGAGCGGGGCGAUGCCAAGUACAAGGACUAUUACGUGUGGAAUGACGGCUUAAACUGUUCCUCAGGAUGUGAAGCCACAGGGGGCAAACGACCCCCAAAUAACUGGUUGAGUGUAUUUGGUGGAUCCGCCUGGAAGUGGAGUGGAAUAAGACAAAAGUUUUACUACCACGCCUUCUUAGAUUCCCAGCCUGACCUCAAUCUGAGAAAUGAAGAAGUGAAGGAGGAACUAAAGAAUGUGAUGAGGUUCUGGUUACAGAAAGGGGUGGAUGGAUUCCGAGCAGACGCCUUAAAGUUUAUGUUUGAAUCCAAGAAUGUGACGCAGAACGAAACAGGGUUGAGUGACCCAUUUGCUUGGAAUGAAGAGGACAAUCACAAUCUAACAACAAACUUUGAGGAUAUUUAUGGAAUUCUGAAAGCUUGGCGAAAAGUAUUAGAGGAAUACGGCAGUGACAAAUUUCUGAUAGCUGAGUCUUACGGUAUUAGCCAUGAUGUCAGAAACAAGUACUACGAAUCUGGUUCCAUUCCAUUUAACUUUGCCCUGAUUCAAUAUCUUAAUGCAAGCUGUGAUGCACAGUGCAUGAAAUCUGUAAUCAAGGAAUCAAUGGCGGACCUGAAACCUAGCUACUGGCCCAACUAUGUGAUUGGGAAUCAUGACAACCACAGAGUGGCCAAUAAGUUCGGUCCAGAGACGAUAGACGCGUUUAACAUGUUACUGCUGACCCUGCCUGGGACCCCCACGUCCUACUACGGGGAGGAAAUAGGAAUGAGGGACACCUUUUACACGUACAGUGAAACCAAGGACCCUGCUGGUCUCAACUUCAAUGAGACUUUAUACCUGGAACACACACGAGAUCCAGAGCGUUCCCCGAUGCAGUGGAAUGACACUUUCAAUGCUGGGUUUUCAAAUGGAACCCCCUGGUUACAUGUCAACAGUAACUACAAAGUCAUAAAUGUUAAGAAUCAGGAAUCAGCUAAAUAUUCUCACCUCAAGGUUUACAAACAACUGGCUGAGCUACGUCAGAAGUCGUCUUUUACGUACAGUAAUCUGACUUUUGUGGACGUGGAUGACGUCGACGAAAAUCCGAAGAAAAUUCUGUCCUACAUCAGGACCCAGCCAGGACAAGACAGGUACCUGGUGGUCCUGAACUUCGGACAUCUGUACGCUAAUGAUGUGGACCUUAGUAAGAGUGCUGGCAGUAAAAGAGGAGAGGUUGUCGUUAACGCCAUGUCUAAUUACCAAGUUAACACGGAAGUGGACCUUACACGUAUAACGUUAUCGCGGGGCCAGGGGCUGGUCAUUAAAGUGAAGUAG